AUGAAGAACAACAGCAGCUUCAAUUCUUACUUUCAUUUGGCCUUAUUUUCUGAUUUUGGUCCAGUCAGAUAUGUUUUCUUCAGUCUGUGUUUGCUCAUUUACACGAUUAUUAACUGUGCUAAUGUUGUCAUUAUUCUGACUGUCUGCCUGAACAAAUAUCUGCAUCAGCCCAUGUAUGUUUUCAUCUGCUGCCUGUCCUUUAACUCUCUGUACGGCUCAGCCGGCUUCUUCCCCAAGUUUCUCUUUGACAUGGUGUCAGACACUCAUUAUGUCUCACGUUCCACUUGUUUCAUCCAGAUAUUUGUUUUAUACAUGUAUGCAAUAUGUGAAAUGACGAUUCUCAGCAUCAUGGCCUAUGACCGGUUUGUUGCUAUUUGUCAACCUUUACAUUAUCACAGUAAAAUGACAUUCAAGAUGGUGCUACGGCUCAUCAUUUUUGCUGAACUCUACCCUGCAUUUAUAUGUGGUGCCUGUCUUUCCCUCACUAUCCGUCUGCCUCUGUGUGGGAACAAACUGAACAGGCUUUUCUGUACCAACUGGCCUGUGGUUCAGCUCUCCUGUGUGGACACAACAGUGAACAACAUAACAGGUCUGAUUGCUACUGUAACAGCCAUCUUUCUUCCACUGUUGUUUGUCCUGUACACCUACCUGCGUAUUCUGCUUGUCUCCAGGAGAAGCUCGUCUGACUUCAGAGGAAAGGCGCUGCAAACCUGCCUCCCACACAUGGUGACAUUUGUGAACUAUUCUUUAUCAUUUUUUGGGGAGCUCUUGCUGAAUCGUUUAAAAGAUUAUGAAAUUAAUCCCUUUGUUAUUGUUGUUUUGUCUCUGGAGUUUUUGAUUAUUCCCCCCAUCAUUAAUCCUUUGGUUUAUGGGCUGAAACUGCCUCAAAUCAAAGGAGUGAUUUUUGGAUUUCUUAGAUUGAUGAAAAACACUCAAAUGUAG
Melanotaenia boesemani (Boeseman's rainbowfish) is the source of this 942-nucleotide messenger RNA. Its product is annotated as olfactory receptor 10A3-like. NCBI's taxonomy places the organism in Eukaryota, Metazoa, Chordata, Actinopteri, Atheriniformes, Melanotaeniidae. Gene Ontology annotation, cellular component: membrane. The record is from RefSeq and is a predicted model, not a curated record. Gene Ontology annotation, biological process: G protein-coupled receptor signaling pathway. Bases 1 to 942 code for a protein of 313 amino acids. Gene Ontology annotation, molecular function: G protein-coupled receptor activity; olfactory receptor activity. The transcript has a single exon.